This is a messenger RNA of Colletotrichum abscissum, 3924 nucleotides long. RefSeq lists its product as uncharacterized. Gene Ontology annotation, biological process: chromosome organization involved in meiotic cell cycle; telomere maintenance via telomerase; telomere maintenance via recombination. The record is from RefSeq and is a predicted model, not a curated record. NCBI's taxonomy places the organism in Eukaryota, Fungi, Ascomycota, Sordariomycetes, Glomerellales, Glomerellaceae. The coding region runs from base 1 to 3924 and encodes 1307 amino acids. The transcript has 2 exons. Gene Ontology annotation, cellular component: condensed nuclear chromosome; nucleus; Mre11 complex. Gene Ontology annotation, molecular function: ATP hydrolysis activity; single-stranded telomeric DNA binding; G-quadruplex DNA binding.
AUGUCUAAAAUUGACAAGCUAUCCAUCCAGGGCAUUCGCUCUUUUGGUGGCAGCAGGGAGACAAUUUCCUUCUACACUCCCUUGACACUCAUCGUCGGUUACAACGGCUCGGGUAAGACGACCAUUAUCGAGUGUCUCAAGUAUGCGACCACCGGCGAGCAACCUCCGAACAGCAAAGGCGGUGCUUUCGUCCAUGACCCCAAGCUCUGCGGAGAGAAGGAAGUCUUGGCCCAAGUCAAGCUUGCGUUCACAUCAACUAGCAGCCACAAAUGCGUUGCGACACGAAGCCUUCAGUUAACCGUCAAGAAAACCACUCGAUCGCUCAAGACUCUCGAGGGAUCACUAGUGUACAACAACCAUGGCGAGCGUACCGUCAUUUCAUCCCGGGUCGCCCAGAUGGAUGAAUUCAUCCCGAGAGAAUUGGGCGUUUCCAGAGCAAUCCUCGACUACGUCAUCUUCUGCCAUCAAGACGAAUCUCUCUGGCCCAUGAGUGAGCCUUCGGCCCUGAAGAAGCAGUUCGACCAGAUCUUCGAAGCGAUGCGAUACACCAAAGCCAUUGACAACCUCAAGGUUCUCAGAAAGAAGCAGGGCGAAGAACUUGCCAAGCUCAAGAUCUUUGAGGAACAAGACCGAAUCAAUAAGGAGAAGGGCGACCGUGCCGAGAAGCGAUCUAUGGCAUUGCAGAACGAUAUCGAGAGCUCCAGGGACAAGUGCAAUGCCCUCACAGAGGAGAUGGAGGAGCUUCAGGAGCAGAUCCGCGAGAAGCACGAGCAGGCCAACAGCUACUUGAGCAUCGUCAAUGACCUCAAGUUCAAGAGAGAUCAGCUCAGCUACCGCGAAGGAUCCAUCGCGGAUAUCAAGAUGACCCUUGAAGAGCUUUCCGAGACCGACGAAUACCUGGAGAAUGCACUUGCGCAAUACGAAGAGCGCAUGUCUCGGUACCAAGAAGAAUCAGAGCAGAACAAGGCCCAAUAUUCGGAGCUGCAAACGGAUCUUACACAGUCUCGUCGAGAACAUUCAGCGAAGCUCGCCGAGCAGGGAAAACACCAAUCUGACAAGGACAAGUAUGAACGGCAACUUCAGUCCCGUAUGCACUUGGUCCGAGAUGCAGCAGAACUUCACGGCUUCCGCGGCUACGAUGGUGAUUUGAAGGACAGUCAGAUCAAGGCGUUCAACGAGCGCAUCCAGAAGCUACUAGCUGAGAAGAAGCGUGAUCUCGAACGUCUACAAAAGGAGAACGCGCGUGAGCUAGACGAGGCGACCAAGGUCAUUACGGAGCUGGAGGGCCGGAAGGCAACCACGACGCAAAACCGUGUGUUCGCCAAGCAACGAAUGGGUGCCAUUGAGAAGCGGACCAAUGUCUUGCAAAUGGACAUUAAUCGUCUGGACAUUGACGAGGGCGCCAAGGCCGUUUUAGACAGCCAAUUCGAGGAUGUCGAAGGCAGGUUGAAGAAAGCUCAGGAGUCCUUGAGUAGUGCCGACUACGAUACUCAGCUCAAGUCGGAAAACGAGAAGCUGUGGCAACUCGAGAGCGAGACGGAAAAACUUGGACGCGAAUUAAUUGAGUGCACCAGACUUGCCUCGGAGCGGGCACAGCUGGAUUUGAGAAAGAAAGAGCUGGCAGAUCGCAAGCGAAAACUGGAGACCCUAGCCACCACAUGGAAGCCCAAGUUAGACACGCAUAUUGGCACCACUUGGCAGACCGACACUCUCGAGGCCCAGUUCCACGAUGCCGUGAAGCGCCAGAACAAGGUUGUUUCUGAAGCUCGCCAGAAACGGGAUACUGCGCGGGACAAGCAACAGAAGGUCGACUUCAGACUCAAGAGCGCCAAAGACAUUGGUUCCAAAAAAACCGAUGAAGCACAACGUUGUCGGACUGCGGUCGUUGGUGCUUUGCAGGCGGUUCGAGACGGUGCAACAAUUGAGGAUUACGAAGAAGAAGUCAAGAUGCAUGAGGAAGACGUGGAGACGUACACCACUGAUAUCAGCCUUCUUGAUGCUUUGGCGGAUUACUACCGCGGUUGUCAAAAGACCCUGCAAGACAAGAACAAAUGCCGGCUGUGCGACCGCAACUUUGAUGACAAAUCCAACGUUUCCAAGUCUCGCUUCUCAGACAAGUUGAUCAAGUUUCUUGAUCCCAACAAGAAGGAAAAGGCAGAGGAAGAUCUCGCCAACUCUAACGCCCUACUCGGCUCACUGCGGAAGGUGAAGACGCAGUACGAAACGUACCAGAGGCUGAUGUCGGAGCUGCCUCCUCUCAAGGAAGAGGUUGCUUCUUUCGAAGCGGAAUGUGAAACUCUGGGCCGGCAGCUCGAGGAGCAUGACGCCGCUGUCAGCACCGAGGAAGGUAAACUGAACGACAUAGAGUCUCUCAACAAGACUGUCAUCAACAUCACACAAGUUUUGAAGGACAUUAAAGACUCCGAAGCGCAGGUUGACAGAAUCAUGUCUCAGCAAUCAUCUGGCAACGUCAGCAGGAGCGCUGAUGAAAUACAUGACCUUCAGGCUUCAUGCAACGAACAGAUUCGAAUGAUAAAGGGUAAGAUCUCAAAGACGACGACGGAUUGGCAGCGGAUGAGGGACCAGGUGAACUCUCUCGAGCUGGAGAAGAGCGAGCUCCGGAAUAAGUUAAGCAAGGCCUUGAACCAGCUUGAACGUAAAAAGGACUUCCUGAACCAGAUCCAGACUUUAAAGGAGGAUCAGGCCCACCAACGAGACUUGAUCAACACCGCCGACCAGGAGCUAGAAUCUAUCGAGCCGGAGAUCGCCGAGGCCAGAUCAGUCCGGGACGAAACCUUGCAACGCGGCCGUGGCAAGGAACAGUCUGUUGCCGAGGAGCGCGACAAGGUUGCCGACUCCGUUACUGAGUUCAAGAUGGUUGAGAGUGAUAUUCAGGAGUACAUUGACCGGGGCGGCCCUUCCAACCUGGCAGCAAACCAGCGUGCUAUCGCUAGCCUCGAGAAGUCGAUUGCUGGUCUGGAGAAGGAAAUUUCGGACUUAACCGUGCGGACGAACAAGUUGAAGCAGGACAUUGAUAACGGUGAUCGCAAGAAGCAAAAUAUCAGCAAUAACCUGAAGUACCGCCAGAACCUGCAGCAGCUCGACAUCCUCCGCCGAGACAUUGCAGAACUGGAGUCUCGUGACGCUGACGAAGAUUACAAGUCGCUGAUUUCCGAAGCAAAGCACCUGGAGAACCGCCACAACCGACUGGUCGCCGACCGUGGCUCUAUCAUGGGGCAGAUGAAGACAAAAGACGAGGAACUUGAGCGACUCCUGGAAGAGUGGCAACAAGAGUACAAGAACUCUUCCAGAAAGUAUCGUGAGUCGCACAUCAAGGUUGAGACAACCAAAGCUGCCAUUGAGGACUUGGGCCGUUACAUUUCGGCGCUGGACACGGCUAUCAUGCGGUACCACAGCCUCAAGAUGGAGGAGAUCAACCGCAUCGCCGGCGAGUUGUGGCAGAGCACGUACCAGGGUACCGAUAUUGACACCAUCCUCAUCCGUUCCGACAACGAGAAUGCGACGACGGGCCGCCGCUCGUACAACUAUCGCGUCUGCAUGGUCAAGCAAGACACCGAGAUGGACAUGCGCGGCCGUUGUUCAGCGGGUCAAAAGGUCCUCGCCAGCAUCAUCAUCCGCCUCGCCCUCGCCGAGAGCUUCGGCGUCAACUGCGGCCUCAUCGCCCUCGACGAGCCGACGACCAAUCUCGACAAGGACAACAUCAAGAGCCUCGCCGAGAGCCUGCACGCCAUCAUCAAGGCGCGCCAGGCGCAGAGCAACUUCCAGCUCAUCGUCAUCACGCACGACGAGGAGUUUUUGCGACACAUGCGCUGCAGCGACUUCUGCGACAGCUUCUUCCGGGUUCGGCGGGACGACAAGCAGAACAGUGUCAUUACGAAGGAGAGUAUUACCAGGGUCUUGUGA